UGCUCACUAUAAGCCAAAUAUACAAUUAGGGGCGCUUAAACCCUUAUUCCCGUUUCCUGUUUAUCCCUCUUUUCCCAAAUUAGGAUGAAUUAAUAAUUGAUUAAGCAGCCAUUUAUCUUCCCUGCGAAGUGCGAACUCUCUCUUCUGCUUACUGCUGCCUAAACUGCUAUCUGAUCACGCUUUUCUUGACAGUUGUUGACGUGUGUAGGGCUUUAAGGAUGUCUCUUCAUCCUACUGCGCCAAUAAACUCAGUGGAUGAGGAUGCAUCAUCUGGCUCUGGAGAGGAGAUGAAUAUGGUUGAUGGGCAUAACAAGCGUCAUUCUGCAGCCCCAACAAGUUCAGGACGUCAAAAAAGAAGUCGCAAGGCAACAGGUGAUGCCAUAGUUGACGCCAUGCUAGAAAUCGCAGCUGCUUCUAAAAUGAGAGCUGCUGCGCUGAUGAAGAACGAAGAACGAUUUUCUAUAAGCAAAUGCAUCAAAGUAUUGGAUGAAAUGCAAGGGGUUGAUCAGUGCCUCUAUUUUCUUGCGUUGGACUUAUUUGAGAAUUCAAGUGCACGAGAGACUUUUAUAGCUCUUAGAAGUGAGAGAAGAUUAAUGUGGUUGCAGGGAAAGUGCAAAAUCAUAUCUGUGUUAUAAAAUUGAUUACUUCUUUUCAUAUGCUCAUAUACAAAUUAUAGGGCCUAUAUGGUUUUGGGAAUCCUCUUAUAAGGAAUAAUUUUUAUUUUACUAGGUGAGCUCUUUUGUCAAUAGUGGAGUGAAAUAUGGAAUCUCUGGUUGUCAAGUCCUGAUCAAGGCCUUUUCUUUUUAGGGUUUUCUAAGUACUAACCUUUGACUUCUGCCUGAGAAAAAGUUUUUACAUGAAGUCCAGUGAUAUGAUUGAACUUCUGUCAGGGGUGUGUAUGGAACAUUGAAUGUGAAUACCUUUUUUCCUUUUAUGGAAAUGCUUUAAAGAGAGAUGAAAUUGUGUAUAUGAAGUAUUGAAAUGAUAAAUUGCUAGUUGGAGUAAGCUUCAUUUCCCUUUUGUUACAAAAUAUCUAUUUUGUUUCUGCUAUGCAAUGUCUUCAGAUACGUCAGCAGGCAUGGAGGACUUUGAUAUAGAACUGGAUGAGAUGGAACUAGUUGCUGCUGCUGUUGGAUACUAUUCUUAUAAUAAUAUAAAUAAGCAGCCUCGCCAUAGUCUUUCUUCUAAUCGACCUAACUACAUGACUGAAUUAAUGGAGGGGCCAGAACAUGCAUGUCGUGAAAUGCUUAGGAUGGAUAGACAUGUUUUCCACAAGUUAUGUGGCAUUUUCCGACAAAGAGGCAUGCUUCGUGAUACAGCUGGGGUGUCAAUUGAAGAGCAACUGGGAAUAUUCUUGAAUAUUAUUGGACAUAAUGAGCGUAAUCGAGUUAUACAAGACAGGUUUCAGCAUUCCGGAGAGACCAUCAGCCGGCAUUUCAAUAACGUUUUGAAGGCCAUCAAGUCAUUGUCCCGUGAGUUCCUACAAGCACCACCAGUCAACACACCCCUACAUAUCCUUGGUAGCAAACGACUCUUUCCAUAUUUCAAGGAUUGCAUCGGGGUAAUCGAUGGCAUGCACAUUCCUGCAAAUGUGCCCGCAAAAGAUCAAUCUCGAUUCCGUAACAAGAAAGGUUCUCUGUCACAGAAUGUUUUGGCGGCUUGCACUUUUGAUCUGCAGUUUAUAUUUAUAUAUCCAGGAUGGGAAGGUUCUGCUUCAGAUUCUCGUGUACUGAAAGCCGUUCUUGAUGAUCCAGAUCAGAAUUUUCCUCAUAUUGCUGAAGGUAAAUAUUAUCUUAUUGAUACAAGUUACUUGAAUAUGGAAGGAUUCAUUGCUCCAUUUCAAGGAGUCCGGUACUCCAUGCAUGAAUUCAAAGGUGCUAAAUGUCUACCUAGAGAUGUGCAAGAGCUCUUUAAUCACCGGCAUUCAACCCUAAGACAUGCCAUUUUGAGAACUUUUUAUGUUUUGAAAGAAAGAUUUCCUAUUCUGAAACUUGCUCCUCAGUAUGCAUUUCAAGUUCAAAGAGAUAUUGUCAUUGCUGCUUGUGUCGUUCAUAAUUUUAUCCGACAAGAAGAUUGCAAUGAUUGGCUAUUUUCAAGUGUUGAAGAAAAGAUACUGGAAGAAGAGGCUCCAGAAUUUGAUGAUCUGCCUGAUAUGCAGUCAGGAUCUCCUUCAAAGGAGCAUAUGGGUAUGUUGCAACGAGACUCAAUUGCAACUUCUAUGUGGAAUGAUUUUUUAAAUGAAUGGAAUGAAUGGUGAAAUAUUACACUAUUGAUGUCAAUGUGUCGUUAACCAUCUAUGUGUACAUAAAACACGAAUGUUUUAGUAAUUUGCCCUAGUUACUGGCAGAAACUUGAUAUACAGAUUAUAUAGAUUUUA
Molecule: messenger RNA, 2377 nt
Organism: Beta vulgaris subsp. vulgaris (sugar beet)
Lineage: Eukaryota; Viridiplantae; Streptophyta; Magnoliopsida; Caryophyllales; Amaranthaceae
Exons: 4
Coding region: 1055-2257 (400 amino acids)
Source: RefSeq, a predicted model, not a curated record